This is a messenger RNA of Drepanopeziza brunnea f. sp. 'multigermtubi' MB_m1, 606 nucleotides long. NCBI's taxonomy places the organism in Eukaryota, Fungi, Ascomycota, Leotiomycetes, Helotiales, Drepanopezizaceae. The record is from RefSeq and is a predicted model, not a curated record.
AUGCUAUUUAAGCAAGUAACUCAGUUUAAUAGAAUCGUUAAGCGCGGCCGAAGCCGUCUAAGAAAUCCUUUUUCUGCUUUAGCUAUUGCUGCUAUUAUAGCUGCGGCGGCUGCGGCGGCUAUACUACGCACUUUUACCUCCGAAGCUUCGCCCUUUCUUUUAGACCCUUUUAUUAAGCGCUUGCUUAUGUUAACGACCGUCAAAGCUUUAAAGUGCAUCAAGUGCAUCAAUAGUAGGAUUAUAUCGAAGUCUAAUAAAAACUGUUAUAAUUACGAUACGAGCGUUAUACGCUGUCUCCGAUUGAAUAAUCUUAUGGCAGCAAAUCGUAGUCCGGUGACGCGGAGCGCUUCGAGCAUAUCACUUCUUCCUCUUGCGCCUGCCGCCCUUAUUGCUUUCGUCGCUUUCGCUGCUUUCGUCGCCCUCGCAGCUCCCGUCGCUUUCGUCGCACUUAUUAUCGUCGCCCCUUUUGCGCUAGUCGUUGCGCUUGCCGUUCUCGCGGCGGCGCCCGCCGUUGCUAUGACUCUUGCGGAGCGCCGGGUUAAACAUAUGCGUGCUAUUAAAGCUUCUCGACUAACGCGCGAGCGUCUUAUAAAUUUAAAAGCUUAA